GGAAGCGACCCAGGGGAGGCAGCAGCCGCGGGGCGGGAAGUCGCUGCCCGGGCGGAGGAAGCGGCCGGGGCCGGAGCCGAGCCCGGCGAUGGCUGCAGCGGGGCCGGCGCAGCUCCAGGUGGCGUUUGAGGACGUCGCUCUGUAUUUCACCCGGGAGGAGUGGGAGCUCCUAUCCCAGCCACAGAAGCAGCUGUACCGGGACCAGAUGCUGAGGAAUUACCGGGUCCUUGUUUCCUUGGGCUAUUCAGGUUCUACACCGGACUUAAUCCACCGGAUCGAGGUAGGGCAGGCAGAGCUCUGGAUCCAGGAUGCCAAGGACUCCAGAGAAACCUCACGGCCUGCGAGCCCCUCCUCAGCAGGGCUCGGGAUCCUGAGGGGAACGUGGACACAGACUCAAUGUGGGGAAAGUGUGGCAGGGAGUCAAGAUUCCACAUCCCACAUAGGGAUCCAUGCACCGGACGCAGUCCAUCCCCAGGGUAAAUUCAGCCAGAGACUAGACCUUGCUACACACCAGAGACUCCCCAUGGGCCAGAGUCCCCACCGCUGCAUCGACUGCGGCAAGAGCUUCAGCAGCCCGUCCGCGCUGACCCAGCACCAGUGCAAGCACACUGGGGCGUGGCUGCACUGCUGCUCUGACUGUGGCAAGGCCUUUGCACGGAGGUCACACCUGAGAAGACACCAGCGCAUGCACACCGGGGAGCGGCCACAUCGCUGUGCUGACUGCGGCAAGGGCUUUGCAGAGAGCUCAGGUCUGAGAAUACACCAGCGCAUGCACUCUGGGGAGCGGCCGUACCACUGUGCCCACUGUGGUAAGGGAUUCUGCAGUUCGUCCACACUGACCCAGCACCAGCGCAUGCACACCGGGGAGCGGCCGCAUUCCUGUGCUGACUGUGACAAGAGCUUUGCAUGGCGCUCACACCUGAAAAGACACCAGCUCAUGCACACUGGGGAGCGGCCGCAUCACUGUGCUGACUGCGGCAAGGGCUUUGCAGAUAGCUCAACGCUGAGAAUACAUCAGCGCACACACACUGGGGAGCGGCCGUACCACUGUGCCGACUGCAAUAAGGGCUUUGCAGUGAGCUCAAGCCUGAGGAAACACCAGCGCACGCACACUGGGGAGUGGCCACACCGUUGUGCCCACUGUGGUAAGGGAUUCCCCUGUACCACUACACUGACACUGCACCAGCGCACACACACUGGGGAGCGGCCACACCAUUGUGCCCACUGUGGUAAGGGAUUCCGCUGUGCCUCCACACUGACACUGCACCAGCGCAUACACACUGGGGAGCGGCCGUACUGCUGUGCUGACUGCGGGAAAGGCUUUGCAGGGCGCUCACAGCUGAGAAUACACGAGCGCACACACACUGGGGAGCGGCCAUAUCGCUGUGCUGACUGUGGCAAGGGCUUUGCGGAGGGGUCAAACCUGAGAUCACACCAACGCACGCAUACUGAGGAGCGGCCACACCGUUGUGCCCACUGUGGUAAGGGAUUCCGCUGUGCCUCCACACUGACACUGCACCAGCGCAUACACACUGGGGAGCGGCCGUACUGCUGUGCCGACUGUGGGAAAGGCUUUGCAGGGCGCUCACAGCUGAGAAUACACCAGCGAGCACACACUGGAGAGCGGCCAUAUCGCUGUGCUGACUGCGGCAAGGGCUUUGCAGAGAAGUCAACCCUGAGAUCACACCAACGCACGCACACUGGGGAGCGACCGUAUCACUGUACUGACUGUGGCAAGGACUUUGCACAGAGCUCAACCCUGAGAAAACACCAGCGCAGGCACCAGGGAGCAGCUGCACCACUGUGAUGAUUCUGGUAAGAAGGUCAAAAAAAACCAGUCCACCCACCAAGCACCAGUGCACGCACACUGGGGGGAGGACAUUCUGAUGCGCUGGCUGCAGCAAGAGCUUUGCACAGGCCGCCUCCUUGCUACCACAUUGGUUCAUUCACAGCUGAGAGCAGCAGUACAGCUGUGCUCACUGGGGCAAGCACUUUGCUAGAUGGGCCAACCUCAUCCAGCACCCGGUUACGCAUACGAAUGCUGCUCUGCCACCGCCAGGGCCUGAGAGGCUUCUGGCAGCUAGUGCAGACCAGGGAGUGGUCCUGUCCCAGUGAUGCCCAACAGAGAGACACGGGGGAACAUGGAAGGGGACUUGGCUGACCAAGUGUGGGAAAGAGCAGACAGGUGGAGGGAAUUUAGAGCAGAUGGUCACAGCCUACUGCAUUAGUGCCUCAACACUUGGGGUAGGCGGGUGGUUUGAUUUGGUUGUACUUGAAAUGUAUUAUUCUAUUGAAAUACUUAAAGAUGGGGGCCAGCUGUACACCUCAAAGUGCUUUACAAAGCCACUUAGUGCCUCAAUCCCCAUUUUACAGAUGGGAAAACCAAGGCACAGAGAGCCUCACCCAAGGUGAGUCAACAGGCCAGUGGCAGAGCUGGGAAUGGAACUCGGGUCUCCUAGAUCCCAGCCCAUAGCUCAGCCCACUGAACCACACUGCCUUUAAAAACAGCUCUUCAGUGUGUAAUGUCUUGCCGUGCCUUUAAAUGAAAACACCGGGCUUCACACACCCCUUUGUACAGCAUGAAAGAGUAACGUCCCCCACAGCCCUCCAGAUGUCACUGCCAAACUGGGCAAGGGGAGAUCUGACCAGCCAGGAACCCACCAGCUUUUAAUGAGAUGAAAGGAGGGGCCUGUUCCGCAGGACGUACUAUUGUAUGACUGGUAGGGUUGCCACCUGUCCAGGUUUUGGCUUUGGUGUCCAGGUGCCAUUUAGGGUUUCUGGGUGUCUGGUUUUUGGGAUCUGGCAACUCUAAAUGGUGCCCGAACCAAAAGUCCGGUUCCAGGGUGGAGGAGGCAGCAGCGCUGAGCAAAGAUGAAGGGGCUGAGGCAGGCGUACCAGAAGGCAAGGGAGGGAAACCCUCACUCUGGUCCUGCGCUGAGGACCUACCACUUCUAUAAGGAGCUGGACGCCACCCUUGGUGGUGACCCCACCUCCACUGCCAAGAGCCCUGUGGAUACUUCGGUGGGGCUGCAGGCGGUGGAUAGGGGCCUCAAGCCCGAACCAAGUCGUGGACAAAGAGGUGAAGUUGGAGAACGUUGUGGAGUCCGGUGGCACGGCGAGUCAGGCGUUCUCCUCUCCGGAGGGGUCUAGCCGGGCUCAGCAGUCUGUGACCCACAUGACAUGGGAGAGGAGAACCAUAGUAAAUGUUUAUAUUGGAGUUCCUGCUGCUCAGUUAUAUGAGCUAGAACUGUUCUUUCCUAUGUAUAUUGUGGAAGUGGGUGAAGGGUUAGAGAAAUUAAAAAUAGAUUAAAAACAAACAAACCCCAAAGCAUGCACACACAGCCCCAGUCCCAAACCCCUCCCAGCCCUACUUCCCAAAAUGAAUAAGCAUUCAUUCGAGCCAACUUAUAAACCACCAUAAGCAAACAUUCAAACUAGCUUUAUAGAUGUCACCCACUCACAUACACAUUCAUACUUGUUUUUCAGCAUUAUUUCAUACAGAGUAUGCACACAGCCUAGCUUAAAAGAAAUCUAACAGUGCUCAAUACACCCCAUGUAGAUAAAAUGUAGGGCUAGUUUAAACUAUUUUGUGUUAGGGUUAAUUGCACUUUUUACCAGAGCUAUAAAUGUUGUUUUCUGACCUCUCUACACACAUACAGACACGUAACACUAACAUCCACCCUUCCCUCCUCUUUCUCAAAACAAUUAAGCAUUCACUCAAACCAAACUGCAUAUUAUUGUAUAGAUAAACUACUUUAAGCAUACAUUCAAGUUAGUUUUAUUGACAGUUAAGUCUCACGGAACAUCAUACUUGUUUUCGGCAGUAUUUUAUACAAAACACAUACACACAGCCUAAUGUCAGUUAAAUCUAACAAUACACCCAUGUAGGAGACAAAAUGCAGACCUGGAUAUUGACUUAUUUGGCACAUUUAGCAAAAUAUUAAAAAAGAAAUAAGAAAAUCAUGAAACACUUAGGCCUGGCAGAAGCUAUAACAAGCCCUAGAAGCAUCUGCAUUUUGCCUCUUUCCUGCACCGAUAUCUGGACUACAGACUUAUAAUAAAAGGAGCUUUCUAACUAAUGGACUCGGGACCUUCCAUUCUUUUGGAUGCCAUCAGAGACUUAACAAGCCAGCAGUUUAUUCCAUCACUGCUUCAAACCGGCCACAAGAACUUUGCAAUGUGUGUAUGUGUUUGAUCCUGUUAACCGUUCCGUUAACCUCUUUCUUUUCGCUUAUACCUAAACCUUUAGAUAUUAGAUACCAAAGGAUUGGCAACGGCGAUUAUUGGGCAAGAUCUGAGCUAUAUAUUAACCUGGGUAUGGGGCGGGUCCUUUGGGAUCAGAAGAACUCUUUGAUUAAAUUGGUUGUAAAUAACCAUUCAUCAUUAAGUCUAGUGUCUGGGUGGUGAAACAAGGACUGGGAUACCUAAGUUAGCCACUGUGGUGAGACAAAUGUUUCCUGGUCUGGUCUAUCUUGUGGAGGAAUAACCACCGGGUUUGGCGUGUCUGCACCUAUUUCUCAGCAGUUUGUCCUGAAUCUGGUAUUCUUGGUGUGACCCUCUGAAGCACAGUGACACUAGCGCAGGGUGAUUAUCCCCACAUCCACGACUGCGGGAUUCUUACACCUGCCUCUGCAGCCUCUGGUGCUGGAAACAGGACACUGGAGUGGACACACCUCUGCUCUGAUCCAGUCUGGCAAUUCUCUAUGACCUAAGUGAUUUGCCCAAGGUCACAGAGGGCGCAAGUGGCAGAGCUAAGAAUAGACACCAGGAAUCCUGUAGCCUAGCCCAGCCCAGCCCUGUAGCCACCAGCCCAGCCUCGCUCCCUCAUUCAAGGCUCCCAAUGCCCCUUGCCAUGGCCCAGAGAAUGAGCCCCUCUGCCCCGUGAGCUGGGGCUGCUGGGACCUGGCUCCAUACCCCUCCCUUGAUGGCUGCCUCAAUGGAUGCUUUGGGCAUGCUCUUGCUCCUUUGCCAGGUUGGUGUUCAGGAUCAGGGUUGGGUCUGCAGGAAGUCACAAGGGAGACGUGGCUGGGAUCCCAUUCCAGGGCAGUCCAGGCUCCCAGCCCCCACUCCUUUACCCCACCUGCCUCCACUCCUCUCCAGGAGCCAGGGAUAGAACCCAGGUGUCCUGACUCUGACUAUCCCUCCCUGCUCCGCACCACCUGU
Molecule: messenger RNA, 5163 nt
Organism: Mauremys reevesii (Reeves's turtle)
Lineage: Eukaryota; Metazoa; Chordata; Testudines; Geoemydidae
Product: zinc finger protein 436-like
Exons: 4
Coding region: 89-1807 (572 amino acids)
Biological process (GO): negative regulation of transcription by RNA polymerase II
Molecular function (GO): DNA-binding transcription repressor activity, RNA polymerase II-specific
Source: RefSeq, a predicted model, not a curated record